Xyrauchen texanus (razorback sucker) is the source of this 11543-nucleotide messenger RNA. RefSeq names its product A disintegrin and metalloproteinase with thrombospondin motifs 2-like. NCBI's taxonomy places the organism in Eukaryota, Metazoa, Chordata, Actinopteri, Cypriniformes, Catostomidae. Gene Ontology annotation, biological process: proteolysis; extracellular matrix organization. The transcript has 22 exons. Gene Ontology annotation, molecular function: metalloendopeptidase activity. The coding region runs from base 143 to 4333 and encodes 1396 amino acids. The record is from RefSeq and is a predicted model, not a curated record. Gene Ontology annotation, cellular component: extracellular matrix.
GAGAGGCAAGCACUCUACUCGUGCACUUUGCAGUAAGUUGCGGGCGGCUGUUGCUGGCGUGGCGGUUGCUGGUCGCGCGGGGAACUUUUAACACGCUGGAUCCCAAAGUCCGUCUCUCUCACCUGUGCAGUUCGGAGCUGCCAUGGAUUUCGCGGCCGGAUUUACUAUCCUAAUCACACUGCCGAUGUUUCUGCAGACGAACGGCCUCUAUAUUGCCAGUAGCAUAGAUUCCCUGCAGCAUGUACUGGGGGACUAUGGACUGGUGAAGCCCAUUCUUACAGAUGCAGAAGGCCGCUUCCUGUCCCAUGCGGUAUCAGUUGGUCCAGCAGAUGGGCAGUUCCGUAGGCGCUGGAGAAGAGAGGCGGCAUCUGCCGACCAUGCCCACCAUGAGUCCGAAGGAGGCACGCUUGACCGGCUCUACUACAAUGUCACCGUCUUCAACCGGGAGUUUCACCUGCGUCUGCGGCGCAACACGCGACUGGUGUCACCCGGAGCCAAGAUGGAGUGGCAGGUUUCCGGCAGCACGCGCUCUGAGCCUUUGAAGAGUGACUGCAUGUAUGUGGGUGACGUUACAGACAUGCAGGGAGCCUCUGUAGCUAUUAGUAACUGCGACGGCCUGGCGGGGAUGAUCAGAACUGAGCAAGAGGAGUUUUUCAUUGAGCCAGUGGAAACGGGGCAUCAUGUGAUGAAGCAGGAGGAAGAAGGCGGAGGCCGCUCACACAUCGUAUACCGUUCUGCUGCUGUGAAGAAGCCUCCCGUAAGCACGAAUGCAGCAGACUUCCACUCCAGAGGUGCCAAUCUGGGCGGGCUGAUGGACCUUGAGACCCUGUACCAGGGCGUCGAACGGAGCAUUAACCGGAGCCGACGAAUCCGCAGGCAGUCCCCCGAACGAGCCUACAACAUCGAGGUUUUGCUGGGGGUGGAUGACUCCGUGGUGCAGUUUCACGGGCAGCAACAUGUGGAGAAGUACCUCCUCACUCUUAUGAACAUCGUGAACGAGAUCUAUCACGACCAUUCCCUGGGGGCGCGAAUUAACGUGGUGCUAGUUCGGAUCGUUUUGGUGGAUGCCAAAAAAUCCACAAGCCUCAUAGAGCUGGGCAACCCUUCUCAGAGCCUGGAGAAUGUGUGUCGCUGGGCUUUUGAACAGCAGAGGAAGGACACCACUGAUAAAGAGUACCACGAUCACGCCAUCUUUCUCACUCGUCAAGAGUUUGGACCCACUGGGAUGCAAGGUUACGCUCCUGUCACAGGCAUGUGUCAUCCCGUACGGAGUUGCACUCUCAACCAUGAGGAUGGUUUCUCAUCUGCAUUCGUGGUUGCGCAUGAAACUGGCCAUGUGUUGGGAAUGGAGCAUGAUGGGCAGGGGAAUCGUUGUGGAGAUGAGGUGCAGAUGGGGAGCAUCAUGGCCCCACUAGUGCAGGCUGCUUUCCAUCGGUUUCACUGGUCCCGCUGUAGUCAACAGGAACUGGGUCGAUACCUACAUUCGUAUGAUUGUCUCCGUGAUGACCCAUUCGAGCACACAUGGGAGGAGCUUCCACAGCUGCCCGGGCUUCAUUACUCCAUGAACGAACAGUGUCGCUUUGACUUCGGAGCCGGAUACAUGAUGUGCACAGCGUAUCGCACAUUUGACCCCUGUAAGCAGCUUUGGUGUGCUCACCCAGACAACCCCUUCUUCUGCAAGACCAAAAAAGGACCGCCUAUUGAUGGCACAACAUGUGGAGAUGAGAAGCACUGUUUUAAAGGGCAUUGUGUGUGGCUGACUCCAGACAUUAUAAAGCAGGAUGGAAGCUGGGGCAUGUGGAGUGAAUUUGGCGCCUGCUCUCGCUCCUGUGGAAGGGGUCUACAGUUUCGCACCCGAGACUGUGACAAUCCACUUCCAGCUAAUGGUGGACGUUCUUGUGCCGGCCCGAGCUAUCAGUUCCAGAUGUGUAAAACUCACGACUGUGAGGACCCAUACCACGACUACAGAGCCGAGCAAUGUAGCAUGAUGGACAACAAAUUUGAUUAUCAGAAUACCUGGCACUACUGGCUGCCUUACGAACACCCUGACCCUAAGCAACGCUGCAAAUUGUACUGUCAAUCCAAAGAGACGCGAGCUGUGGUGAACAUGCAGACUCUGGUGGAACCUGGAACACGAUGCUCCUACAAAGACCCCUACAGCGUCUGCGUCUAUGGAGACUGUGAGAAAGUGGGCUGUGAUAAUGUGGUUGGAUCAGGUCUACAGGAAGAUAAGUGUGGCAUCUGUGGGGGAGACGGAACCAAGUGCAAGACUCACAAGUUUAACUUCACCUUUGCAGAGAAAAAAGGUGUCAUUAAAGUGCUUGAGGUUCCCAGAGGGGCGAGGCAUCUCUUCAUCCAGGAAUUCAAUGGGACUACACACAUUUUGGCUGUCAGGAAUAAAGCAUCAGGUGACUUCUUUCUCAAUGCACAUGGAGACUUUCCAGAGACACGCUCUGUCAUAGAGAAAGGUCUGGAAUGGGAAUAUGAGAAUAAAAACAACAAGGACACCAUUCAAACGAACGGACCCCUGAAAAACGACGUGGUUGUCAUGAUCCGAAUGCAUGGGUCAGACAAGGUGAAGGUGUCGAUCAAAUACAUCACUGAUAGUGACAGACUGAGUGAUGGUGCCAAUGAGAAUAACAUGGUCCCUGAUAAUGCUGUGCCAUAUUCGUGGGUGGUGAAGAGAUGGACUCCCUGUUCCAAGACCUGUGGAGGAGGUAUUCAGAUGACGCGUUACGGCUGCCGUAAGAACGCAGAGAUGAGGAUGGUCCAUCGCAGAUUCUGUGAGAAAAUCAAGCAGCCUCCUCCACUGUUUCAUGACUGUUACCUGAGAGAGUGUGCUCAGCCCAUCUGGGUUGCUGGAGAGUGGGGUGAAUGCAGUAAGUCCUGUGGGAAGACGGGCACUCAGACUCGCUCAGUGCGCUGCGUCCAACCUUUGGGUGACGGCAAGUUCAAAUCCAUCCGCAGCCGUUACUGCAGCGAUGAUCGGCCAGAGUCCCGCAGAGAAUGCAAUCGCAACCUGUGCCCUGCUGAGUGGAGACUGGGACCCUGGUCACAGUGCUCUGUAUCAUGUGGUAAUGGUACUCAGGAGAGGCCGGUGCUUUGUCACACCCGUGAUAACACCAUUGGACUCUGUCUGGACUCUAAACCAGCUGCAUUCAGACCCUGCAGAAUGGAUCACUGCCCAAGAAGCACUUCUGACUUCAACAAGCAUGGUAAUUUCCUGAUACAGUGGCUGUCGCGUCACGACCCCAAAUACUCUGUGCAGAGGAUGUCAAGACAGCGUUGUCAUGGUGACCGUUCUGCAUUCUGUCGCAUGGAGGUACUGCAGCUGUAUUGUCACCUGCCGGCUUUCCAGCGCUUGUGCUGCAAGUCCUGCAGGCCUGGGAAUUCUAUGAAGACCACUGUGACCACAAAUAACCACCUGUCCACAUCAGAAAUAUCCACCAAAGGACAAUCCACCUCCACCACCCAUAGUCCUACACACACCACCAAAGCUUCUCAUAAGCACCGGUGGACGUCCACAGUCGCCUUUGCAGCAUAUACACAAAGGAAAAGUGCCACUUCAGUGAGCAAACCUUGGUUAUCUACAGCCUUGGCAGCAUCAACGGGUACUCAAGGAUACACUACAGCUCCCAUUUACCAAUACACUACAACUCCCACCCAGGCACACACUACAACAAAUUUCCUGACAGAACAGAGCACACCCUUUGCCAUUCCUACAACAAGGCCCAAUGUCAAGUCUACAACUGUAAUUUACAUGACAAACAGCACCAAAUUGCCUUUUAGCACUAUUGUCCCAAUCAUUGUCAAUGAUGUGAAUGACCUUACUCUCAUUCCCAGUACCACUGUCCAGUCCGAAGAGUUUUAUGCAAGCAGUAAUGCACCACAUGGGGAUAAUGGUGCAGCUUUGCAGUCAACAACAACAAAUGGUGUCAAUGAAAAAGAAUCAGCCACCUCAGGCUGGUUGGAUGCCAGCAUCCCAAUAACUAUUGAAGUACUAACUCCCAUGGCAUCAGCUUCUACGUCCAGUACACACCAGCCAAAUACAACAGUAUCGAGCACAACAACGUCCUUGACCGCAGCAUCACUGACAACAACGGCAGAGAAGACAAGCAGACAACCGAAUAAAGUUGAAGAAACAAGCGAGAGCAAUUCUAUUGACAUACCUUUCCAAAUAAUCCCGUUGGACAAUGAGUUUCCUCAGAAUAACAUCAUCCCCAGAAGAGGGCGCGUGUUUCUGAGUGAGAGAACACGAAAUAAGCGCAUCCAGGAGCUACUUGAGGAGAAGCGAAACUUUUUGAGACGGAUAAAAAGAGCACAGGGGAUUUGAACACUUUGUGGUUUCUCUUAUGCAGAUACUUCUAAGGCUGCCAAAUGUAAUAUCUGACUUAAUCUUGGUGCUUUGAUUAGGUACUGAAAAUGGGCUACAAACUUACGCUCUUUCCACACACUCUUUUAAUAACACGGCAAACUGAUCUUGGUGGAACCAUGGCACUAGCAAAUGUUUGCAUAGUUGCUUUGAACAUCGAUGAAGUAACUUUAGGAGGUUCAGGGUUCCCAUGGUCAAGGAAAACCUGAAAAUAUCAGGGGAUUUGUAAUUUUCAGGCAUGGAAAAUAAAAAAAUAAAAAAAUUAUAGAAUCACUAAAAGUUAUAUAAGAUUGACAUUUCUACCAAGCUGGUCUAAUAGAACAACAUAUUUGCAAAAUUAUUUUUACGUGGCUUGCUAAAUGUGUCUUGGCACUUUCCUGGUGAAAUGAACACUUGAAGCAUUACAACAAAAACACAUUUUAUUUCCUUUCACACAAAUCACAAGACAAAUGGUAAAAUAUCAGUUCUAUUACAGGAACUUUUUCCCUGUUCCUCACAUAAUGCUCUUAUGAAAUCUAAAGACUUUAACUGUAAUGCAUGAAUUUUCAAGAGAUACAUUUUAAAUUGGUUUGGGAUCUAUGCCUUUUUCACACAUCAAUAAUCUGAAGAUUUUCCCGAUGCUAAUCGAUAUAUAUAUAUAUAUAUUGGGAUUCUUUCAGAUACAGUAGGCAUGCUCGUUGCGCUAUAGUAUUUGUCUCUUCAGACAAAUUUCACAACACAACUUUGGUAAAGUGUGAGCAGCAGGGAAAAUUAAAGGUGUUGCACAUCAGACACAUCUUGCGGAUGACAUGGAGACUAAAACCACCAACGCUCAGCGUCAACAUUCUGAGGUGCCACAGUGUGCGACUUCAUUAAAUUAGACCUAAUCAUCAUAAAAGGACAAAGAUUAUUUACUGUAGCCAUCACUGGAUGAUCUAUUGUAAACAUGUAUUUUCAGUUACAAAUAUGUUGUUUUGUGAUUUGACGGCUUGAAUGAAAGACCCAUUCAAUGCUACAUACAUAGAAAUUGCAUAAUAUACAUCACCAUUUCUAAUCGUUAGUUUGCACAGUUUCUACAAAAUCAGUGUGACAUUUGUUCAUUGUUGAUGAAGUGCCAACACUUUCAUAAAUCUGGACUGUCAUCACCUGCCCCACUUCAGCUCAUCCUGUGUGUGUGUGUGUGUGUGUGUGUGUGUGCGUGUGUGCGCGCUUCAGUAAAUGGUAUAUCGCCCUCUUGUGGUCUCCCAACACUAUUACACCAGACUGAUAAGCAGAGGCCAAUUGAGUGAAUUGGAAAGCAUGAAAAUGGGGCACACAAAUUAAAUUGUAAUUUAAAUGUUGGCUAAUUUUAAUAUAUCAAUGCCUCAAAAAUAUAUAGAUAAAAUAACAUGCCAAUCAAUAAUAAAUAUAUCAAUAUUAGGGGUGGGGGAAAAAAUCUUUCAGCGAUGCAUCGCGAUUCAUACUCAAACGAUUCUGAAUUCAUUCUCAAAAGAAUCAGAAUCGAUUCUGAGUUCAGUUUAAAUCACGGCAGAGCAGUGGCAUGCACCAAAGACAGAUGUAGAAACAUAGACACGAUUUAAUGCAUACAAUAAUGUCAAGUGCACAAACACGACUGUUUGCUGACCAGUUGUAUCAAACACAUGACAAUUUGUGUCUGAAUGAAACUAAAAUCCAGAAAGGUUUGAUAUCCAUUUUAGCUUUUGUGACUGGGUCGUGCAAUCUUCUACUCGCAGAGCAAACAGAUGGAACAGUGCAUAGGAUGCUUGAUACAUUUCUGAAGCAACAACUGUGCUAUUUAAACCGCAUUACUAUCACCUGUGUAGGUGAGGCGCUGACAGCUGAACUUUCAUAUAAACUGAUAUAUCGCUCAUCCUGGACCAGCAACUUCCAGUUUUGCUUAAAAAUGUAAAUGAAUAGCAUGGCAUAGAUUAAUUUUAAAUAAUAAUUAAAUACUAUUAAAUUGUUUACAAUGCUUAAACAAAAAAAAACAAUUAUAAUAUAAUCAGUUGAAGUAAUAGUAUUCAGUGUGUUUUGAUGGAGAACCAAUAUUUUUUCUUUCUUUUUUUCUCUUAAACUAUAGAACCAUUUUUAAAUCUUGUGGAUCUUCCAUGUUUUGUUCACAGCUCAUAUUGAAUGUAAAAGGCCAGUUUAUGUAAUGUUCUGAUUUUUUUAAAACAGCUGUUAAAUAAAAAGCUGAAAGGAAAAAAAAUAUAUUUUGAAGAAACUAAAAAAAGAAAGAAAUUAAAGGACAAGAUGCAUCAUGAUGCAUGGAGAAUCUUUUUAUAUUCAAAUCAUUACCCUUUGAAUCAUAAUCGAAUCAAAUCUUGAGGCCAGUGGAUAUUUUAUGACAUCCCUAAUUUUGACAUUUGCAUUACAUGCACAUGAGUCGGAAGUGUCGUAGAAGCAACACAAAAUGUUGUGGUUGUUUCAGCAAUUGCCAUUUUUAUCUCUCAUUUACUUUUUAUAACGCUAUCUGUUAGGUUUAGGUUUAAGGUUCCAGUUAGGGAUGUUGGUUUUGUUGAUUUAAAUCUCGAUAGAGCAGGGGUACUCAAUUAAAGUUCCAAGAGGUCCAGUCUCUACAUUUCCUUCCCAGCAAAGGUCCGGAUGGUAUGUAGCUUACAUGGUGUCAGUAGUUAUAUGGCUAGGAAAUGAUGUAUCUUUUUUAAUAAUUUUUAUAACUUGCCAUGUUGACAGCAAUAGUACUUUGUAAAAAAUAAUAAAUCCUGAUGACAUUAGGGUUCCCAGAGACAACUAGUGGGGUCUGAGAGAUCUUUUCUACCAAACAAUUUAAAUAUUUCAUCAAGAAUUCAUUAGUCGAUGGCACCUAGAUGUGAAUAUUAAAAGAUAACAUCAACAGUUUUCAUCAAGACAGCAGUCCAGAUUGUUGAAAUAUUUUUACAUUCAGAAUCUCUACCUAUGGUGCAUCCGGAAAGUAUUCACAGCGCUUCCCUUUUUCCACAUUUUGUUAUGUUACAGUCUUAUUCCAAAAUUGAUUAAAUUCAUUAUUUUCCUCAAAAUUCUACAAACAAUACCCCAUAAUGACAAUGUGAAAGAAGUUUGUUUGAAAUCUUUGCAGAAAAAGUGAAGCGCUGUGAAUACUUUCUGGCUGCAUUUGUAUAUAUGAGACAUAGGAGACCUUUUGACAGAUAAAAUACUGUGGGUUCAGGGGUGUCCUCUGAGAGAAAAUGUAAAAAAUUUAAAGGUCUGAAUGGACCAUUUUUAUAUUUUCACAAUUUUCACAAAAUUAGAACAAAAAUCUGUUUAUUAUGAAAGGCUCAUAACAUGCUGAUUAAUGAAGCUAUAUUUAAAUGGAAAAAAAAGUUAUAGUCUUAAGGCGGCAGGUUAGCUUGUCCUGACACAAACCUGGCUUAGCUGAACCGGCUGAAUCACAUAUCAGACAGUUGAAGAUAAUUUCACUGUACUUAAUUUUUGUUUUCUGCAGUGUUUAAGUGAAAGUUGCCUGUAUCUGUAGCGGUAUCUCCGCUACUGUUGUUAAAAUAACCGCACAUGCAAAUCAUGCGUACGGUAAUUUAGGCUUUAUGAGGUGCCUCAUGUCUAUAGUGAGGAGAGAGGCAACACGCGCUGAGCAGGAAUAAAGUGAGUAGGAGCCACGUAAUAUUUUGCAAAAAGGUUGCAACAGUCACGUAAUUGUCAUGAGGUCAGGCUGAUUUCUACAGUGAAUCAAAAAUUUUCUAAUUAUGCUUGACUCUAAAACAUUAAAUUGACUAGAAAUUGUUCUUUGUGAAGGCAGUCUCCAUAAAAUGUUUAAAAAGUCUCAUCAAGUAAUCGCAAUCAUCUCAAUAGGUGUGGGAACCCUGGAGGUUUCCCUAAAGGAAUUUUCAAUUUAAAGAGAUUUAUCAUUUUAAAAUCAUAGAAAGAGAGUGUGGUGAAUUAUCAUUUGCACAAAUCUAUGCUUCUCAAUAUGCUUUUGUCCAAAUAUGCUCAGUAAAAGAAACAGAAAAUAGGCACAUACUGAUUUUCCCAAAAUGACAAUUAAGUAGGGUAUUGUAGGUAAAUUAGCAUAGAAAUAUUGUAAUGUUUUAUUCAGUUGUCACCUGUCAGAAAUGUGCAUGUGGCCACUGCAUGUUUCAGCUGCAAAUAUAUUUUAAUUUAAAAGACCUUGAUAUUUCUUCACAGGGUAGAAAAUAUGACACCUAUAGGAGUGAUGUAGCGGUUUGAUUACACUACAUUAAUACAGAGGAUACUGAAAAUAAUUGAGGGUCAGAGAUUGAAUCUGUAACCACUUCAUUUAAAUCCUCUUUCUCUGAUAUAUGAAAAGAAUGCCACUAAAUUAGCCCAACUCUAGUGCAGAGAUGAGAAUCUGUGUCCAUUUAGGCAGGCAUUUAUUACUCUGCAUUCCUUUACUAGAUUCUUACGCGCAUCAAUGUCUCCUAUGUUCUGACUGUAUCGAUGGUGAAGAGAUAUUACAAGGUUACUCACUGACGAGUCAUUUGACAAUAAAAAUCAGAGAUGCAUCAUAAAUGACUUUAUUUCAGAUUUGAAUUGUGUGCUUGAGAAUUAUAUUUUCUGUCACCAGUAUGCACCCUUUUGUUGAAGCUUUUACCAAAACAGGUCAAGAUGAUUGACAUUUUUAUUGUUGAGAUAUUAUGUUUUGAGAAUAAUUUUCACCCUCUACCCCAUCCUAAAAUAUUCCACCAUGUCCUAUUGUGAAAAGCAUAAAAAACAAAACAAAAACAAAAAACAGAAAUAAAUGUUGCAAAAAGAUUUUCCACUGCCUAUCAUUUUCUCAAAAAGAAAUAUAGCUUUCAGUUUAAUAAUUGACAUUUAACCCUACAUGAAAUAUGUGAGUUAAGCAUCAACCACUGUGUUAUGGAUAGUAUAUGUCAGAUAACAUGCUUAAACUCUUUUGAACAAUUGCACAGAGGCUAAUGUCUUACUGUAUUUUACUAUCACUGCAACACAGACAUGAUCUCACGUUACAGGAGUAUUCUGGGUUCAAUACAUGUUAGCUCAAUCAACAGUAUUUGUGGAAUAAUAUUGAUUACCAAACCAAAUUAAUUUUGACUUGCUCCACCUUUUCUAUAAACAAACCAAAAUUCUGGGUUCCAGUGAGGCACUUACAAUGGAAGUGAAGUAAAUGGGGCCAAUCUGAAAAUGUUAAAAUAAUCACUGUUAACAUGAUUUUAGUGUGAUAAAAUGACUUACUAACCUUUUCUGUGUAAAGUUAUAGCCAAUUUUACAACUUCUUUGCCAUGAUGGUGAAAUGUCAACAAACCCUAAAUCUACUUUAACAAUUAUGAUUUUUACUACUUUACAGCUCAAAUAAUACACAGAGGAAUGAAUGUAAGUGCUUUUAUAAAAUGAUAAGCUUCAAAUUUCUGCCAUCAAACCCUCCACAAACUGCCCCCAUUCAUUUCCAUUGCAAGUGCCUCACUGUAACAUACAUUUUUUCUUUUUAAAUAAAAGUAUGGAUAAGUCGUGGUAAUCAAUAUUAUGCCACAAAUGCCAUCAAUUAGGCUUAAAUUGCAUUGAACCCAGAAUAUUCCUCUAAAGAGCCUUCUCUUGUAAACAUUUUCUUGUGAUUAAACCUAAAUUAGUUUUCAAUUAGUUGUUAGUUGUUAUAGUCUAAAUUUGAUUAAAUUCCGAUUUCAAGUUCUUUAUAUUUUUUUUUUUUAUGUAAAAGCUCAAACUAGCAUGUCAUAUAAUGUAUUGUUGCUCCCGCACAUUUUGCUAUCAAAGUUGUCAACUGUUGUUUAAAUGUUAGAUAAUUGACAAAAUUUCAUAGCUGUUCAAUUGUCAAGGAAAUACAAAAUAGAUGUACAUAAACUUUUCUUUCCUUGCAUAAAAGUAAAACGAUUCUUUAAGUCCUUAAGAAAGAACAGGGACAAUAAGAAUGGAGGAAAUUUGAGAAGUACCUCUGAUGAGCCUCCUCUUCUCACUUCCUCUUCUUCAUUAGCUUUCAUCCUCACAGCAGCAGUGAAAGUCUGGAUGGUCCAGCUGACACAAACCUCCCAAAAUGAGAGAAAAAUCAGAAGAUAUAUAAGAAAUCUCUUUAAUAGCUCAAUUGAUUCUCCUAGACAGCAUUGAGAUUAAUUGGAGAGCAUAUGGAGAAAAAGUAUCAUGCUUCUCAAAUGAGAAAAAGACCCCAGCAAUCUCAUGUGUCUUCAUUAAAGUUCUCAAUAAGUUCUUAAACUAUUUUCAGGUAUUCCAGAGAAUCAGAGAUUUUAAUAUGAACGUUUCUCAUCAAAUUCUUCAACACCAAAUUGUCUGAGCUAUGCUUUCCACAUUCUUUUUAUGGCUCUGUACUGUAUAGUUGUCUCAGUGUCCAUUUCUGAGACAAAUGUGAUACGUAUUGAAACAUUACUGAGAACUCCAAUAUAGUACUUGCAUGUUGCCAUCUUUGCUUCUUGGGUACUCAAUUCUUCCCCCACCCCCAAAUGUAUUUUUAGCCAGUCACAUAUGUCAUAUGCCAUGUGAAAGAUCACUCUAUAUUAGAAUUCCUUGCUGAAGAAAAGGAAAAACAAGUCUAUUCCAUACUGAUAAGACUCCUACAAGAAUAAGCUGAGGAAAAUUUUACUAUAAUGUUGUUGAUGAUGAUCUGUGAUGUAGGGUACUAUGAGAUACAUUAUACCACAGCAUAAGACCAGAUAAAAUAUAGGUGCGGCAGUUUUCACGAAAAAUUGUUCAGAAAACAAGAAAUAGUGGGAAAUGUACAGUACAAUGCACAUACAGUGCAUACUAUUUCCCAGAUUGUAACCAAGAUGAAGAUACAUUUCUGCUUUUGGAUAUCUAGUUUACUUGCUAAAUAAUACUGUGUGCUUCAAACCCUGAAUGUCUUUUAAAGGUUUACUGUUAGUGCCCUGGCAAACAUUGGAAAAUCUAGUGAUAAUUUCAUCCUAAAAAGUGAUUGUAUUAACCCAGUACCUUGUAAAUGCAAUUUUGUUUCCUGACAGACUAAUACAAAAUAUUAAAAAAAAAUCCUGUGUUGCAAUUGGACAUUGCAUCAAAUCAGCCAACCAUAUUAGUGCUUACUAACUUGUGAAAGCCUUUUCCAGUUUUGUAUGUAAUAUGCAAAAAUAUGUAAUAUACAUUUUGUUUGCCAUCUGACGUCAAUAGUCCAGCAGAUGGAAUUUUACAGCAAAUAUCCACCUUCUGUCCAUGUUCUGUAUUAUACCAGCAGUUUUUACAAAAAAGCAAGAUCAUUGCUCAAGUGUCCUGUCAAAAUGUAAAU